GGAUUUGUUUUAGCCUUGAAACAGGGUGCAGAUUUUUGCUUUUAAGCUCUCCCCCUUCCCACCCCUCAGUGCACCUUCUCCAUGGUUUGAUGUUCAUUUAAAGUAUUCCAAAUUUGGCUAAAUGUCUAGUUUGGAUUCGUCCAUCCACUUGUCCUGUAAUCUUUUCUGUGUUUCUUCCCUUCUGGGAGGUUUAGAGGGACUCAUUUUUAAAGCAAGCCACUCUAUCUUGUGAUGGUGGUUAGUUAUGAUUUGCCAUGAGGAGACAGGAGGAUAAGGACUGACUUGGAACAUGCUGUACAAACACUGGCACAUCAAUCAUCUGCAGUGAUUUUUUUUCUUUAAAAAAAGAUUGAAUAUUCAGCUGAGAGUUUUUAAAAGGAGCCUCGUUACCAAGAAACUUUGACAUCAAAAGGCUUGGAAAACCAACUCUGGAUCUCCCCACCAUAGCUGAUACUUCCUCAAUAGCAUGGGCAUUGGUUUUCUGGUGUAACUAAGGGUGAAAACCCCCCCACGCCCCUUGGGUAUUGCCACAUCUGGCAGGGAUUGAAGGGCUUCAAUCCAAGCAUCACUGCAAUCUACAAUGGCAAAUGAACCGGUGAUCUUGAAUGUUUAUGACAUGUACUGGAUAAAUGAAUACACCUCCACAUUGGGUAUUGGAGUCUUCCAUUCUGGAAUUGAGAUCUACGGUAGAGAGUUUGCCUAUGGAGGACAUCCCUAUCCUUUCAGUGGGAUUUUUGAGAUCACACCAGGCAGUGCGGUGGAGCUUGGAGAGACCUUUAAAUUCAAAGAAUCCAUUGCCUUGGGCACCACAGACUUCACCGAAGAAGAUGUGGAUAAAAUCAUGGAGGAACUGGGCAAAGAGUACAAGGGCAAUGCUUACCAUCUCAUGCACAAGAAUUGCAAUCACUUCUCAGCUGCUCUGGCAGAGAUCCUGUGUGGGAAGGAAAUCCCACGCUGGGUGAACCGCCUGGCCUACUUUAGCUCCUGCAUUCCUUUCCUGCAAAGCUGCCUCCCCAAGGAAUGGCUGACCCCUGCCGCUCUGCAGACUCACAUCAACCUUGGCCUUCAUAAGGAAGAGCAGGGAGACACGACGGACGAGGAAUCUCCAUCGACUUCCGCAGCUGCUUCGGCCCCAGGGCCUUCACGAACCUGCCGUCAUACAAGGGUCUAAACUCUGCCCGUGGAAGUGGCCCUCAAAUCUUUUCCCCCGACCCCACUGGUUGCUCCUCCAUCUUUUCCUGCGUCUGCUCAAACUUUUGCCCCAAGAACCCGUGGAGCGUCCUUGCCAGGACAAGACAAAACCUUUGCCUCUUUUUCAAAGGGGCUGCUGCUGUUCCUUAAAGCAACAUUUAGAAUUGUUAUCAACACGUGUCUUGAGAUUUGAACUUCUGGAGCUGACAUUCUCUGUAUUGUGAAAAUAAAGCAAAAAGUACUAUGGUCUCUGGAAUAUGACACAGCAGCCCCGAAAGGAAGCCAUAUUGAGGGACAGAUAUUUCAUCUGGAACUCUUUUAAUUCUCUGUCUCCGGUCAUUACGUGCAGAAAGCCUUCACUCUCAUUCCUCCAAAGCUGUAUCUCCUUUAAAUAUUGAAAAGAGGAGCUGAAACUAAGAGUCUCACUUUCUCCUCUCUCAGACCAGCAGCAAGCUCCACUUAACUGUCUCCUCACUCUUUUUAAAUCACUAGUUUCUUAAGCCACA
This is a messenger RNA of Pseudonaja textilis, 1697 nucleotides long. RefSeq names its product deubiquitinase DESI2-like. Gene Ontology annotation, molecular function: deubiquitinase activity. NCBI's taxonomy places the organism in Eukaryota, Metazoa, Chordata, Lepidosauria, Squamata, Elapidae. The record is from RefSeq and is a predicted model, not a curated record. Gene Ontology annotation, biological process: protein deubiquitination.